CUUGCCAAAAGUGUGGGACGUCAAUUUUACGUUUCUUAUAUCGUGGUAAUUUUCACUUAGAGUAUGUACGACAGGCAAAAACGGAUUUUCACAUUCCAGGAGAAGUCAGGAACUGAUGAAAACGUUGGGCCGGGGUCUUACUCUCCUCAUGAGUUUAGAUGCUUAGGAUACGAUACCGGAUAUGCACCAUUUGAAUCUCUCGCUGAAAGGAAACUUGAUUUCGCAUGUGCGGAUGCCGGGUUAUUUCCAUCGCCUGCAGAUUACUUUCCCAGCGUACCAACUGCAAAGAUAAAGGGAUGCAGCUCAAUUGCGAACAAGGCAAAACGCUUUCCACGAUUUAUCUCUGAAGGACCAGCCCCUGACGCCUACAAUGUGGUGUCUGUAUGGGGUGGUAGAAAGCCAGAUCCAUGCGGCUUACUUCUUCCGGAGAAAGUAUUAAAUCAGCUUCUUGGUGAACCAAGUUAUAACAAACGGUCGAUCUCUUGUGACAAAAUUCCUUACGUUCGAUUUCGUGAUGUGCCAAGUAUACCAUCUGGUCAAUUUGUUCACGGUUAUGAAGAGGGUACAGAUGGGAGAUUACAACCACAGCCAGGGCCAAAACGCGACGAGACUAUUGGGCCAGCGUUUUAUGCACCGACAAAGGAACCUGUCUUCACAAGAUAUAGAGGGUGUGGAUGGUCAAAAAGUACUUCAGAGCGCAAUCUAGUGCGUAUAACUCCUAACUCAAUUGGUCCAGGCCAGUAUAACCCUUACAGUGAUCACUGGGAGAAGAUUAUAGAAACGGCAAGAGAAAGAAGUGUUGUUGAAGCUGAACGACCAUUAGCAGUUCCAAGAUUUAUGGAUAAAGUUGUCCAACAGUUACACAAAAAUAAUUUUCCCAGUCCAUGUUCAUAUAAUAUUCAGGAUAAACAAUUUUCAAAGUCUGAUGGAUCACAGGCACCUUUCAAUACUGAAGAAAAAAGAUUCAAAGACAAAGUAAUUGAAACGCCAGCGCCAAAUAAAUAUGAUCCUCAAGAUGGUGCAAUUUCACGAAGAUGGUUGAAGCGUUUUCAACCGAAGCCAUUCGAUGCAACAGCAGAACGAUUCACUAGCAAAAGUGAACCAGGUCCAGCUCCAAAUAGUUAUGUAAUAAAAGAAUCGCUAACACAUCCGCACAUUGAUGUACAAGCUAGUAAAGGCGUUGCAUUUGGAUCAACAGCUAAACGACUGGGCGAUAAUUUUGCCUCUAGCACAAAAACAACAGCACCGGACAACAGUCUUCCAGGGCCUGCUCAAUAUAGUCCCAAGAGAUACGAUGAAAAGUGUUCGCUUAAAGGUACUGGUUUGCCAAAGGCUAAACGAGAAACUUCAGUGAUCUUAUCAUCAGCGCCACCACCUGGAACCUACGAUUUCGGAAAAUCAUUCGACAUUACCCAAUGCAGGCGUGUUCCUGCAAUACCGCGUAAAGCAGAAGCCAAACAAAGAAGAGGGUGUUUCUCGCAUACAGCUGAAAGAUUCGGUAAAUUCUCUGUAAUAUGUCCAAAAGAUCCCGAUAUUCCGGGUCCUGCUGAAUAUUGUAUAACGGAAGGUAAAUCUCAAAAAGGCAAGUUUGUUUUUCAAUCGGAAAGAUUCAAAGAAGUUGAAAAAGAACAACUACCUGGUCCAGCAGAUUAUGAGUUAUCACCUGCAGUUGCUGAUUCAGUACUAAAAGGUACAUUUAAUGUAACCCUGGACUCUCCAUUAUCAUUCAAUAAAUGGUCUUCUGAAGAACCUAUCCUUGUGAAAAUAUAACAAUUCAAUACAAUCAUUUGUCAGCAUAUGUAUUUCUCCUGACAGCCUGAAGAUAGAAAAAGUGGA
Molecule: messenger RNA, 1836 nt
Organism: Trichobilharzia szidati
Lineage: Eukaryota; Metazoa; Platyhelminthes; Trematoda; Strigeidida; Schistosomatidae
Source: the annotation of a GenBank genome assembly